AGUUUGAAAAUGUUAGGGAACGGCUCGACCGGGCGCGUUUUCCUUGGGUUUUGAAGUAUUUCUAGUGUUUCCACACUUCAUACGUUUAUUAGUUAUAGAUAUAACGUAUUUAACCAGAAACGAAAAAGUGUUUUUGCAAUUUGCCAACUGUUUCGUCUUUUAGGGAGCAAUAAAGCCGAUGGUUACGGAGCGUCAGUGACUCGCGUUGGCGUUUCGCAGCGUUGGUUCACCAACCCGUUUGACUUUAUCAUACAGUACUAUUUUUGCGCGCAUAUGAAACCUGUUUUUGGAUGUGUCAGAGUUUCUCUUCAAAUGUCGUGGACGAGCACCAUGAGUAGUGGAUACAGUAGUUUGGAAGAGGAUUCAGAGGAAUAUUUUUUCACCGCAAGAACUUCCCUGUUCAAAAAGCCUUCGGUUAAACCCACGAACCUCAAGGAUGUGGAGAAAGAGAAAGAGCUGCGCACUCAUCUCACUUAUGAGGAGAUCAGACAGAAGGUUGAGCAGUACAACACAGAGUCACGUGACCACUUUAAAAUGACACUGAAUACUAACGGCAUGUACACAGGCUUCAUCAAGGUGCAGUUGGACCUGCGGAGGCCCAUCACGGUGAAAGGAGGUGGGGCAGGAGGGGUCAAAGGUCAGGAGGCGUUUUACCUUCCGCGCGGCUCCAUAAACACCCUGCACAUCAGCAGCACCAACACGGUGCGACAGGUGAUCGAAGCCCUGCUGAGAAAGUUCACCGUGGCCGACAACCCCGCCAAGUUCGCCUUGUUCAAACGUUUCAGCAGAGAAGACCAAGUGUACACUUGUAAGCUCUCAGAGGAAGAACACCCUCUCUUCCUGCGUCUGGUGGCGGGACCCAGUACAGAUGCACUCAGCUUUGUCCUGAAGGAGCAGCAAACCGGUGAAGUCCUGUGGGACGCCUUUUCCAUCCCCGAGCUGCAGAACUUCCUCCGCAUCUUGGAUAAAGAGGAGCAGGACCAGAUUUGCUCGAUAACCAAACGCUACAACGCCUACAGAGAGAAACUGGAGGAGGCCAUGAGAGCUACGGGCGGCCCGGGAUAAAGCCAGUGCGUUACGUGAAGGAACUGUAGAACUGCUGCCUCUAGUGGUCACUGUGUGUAAUGAACACUUAUUAGGUGUCACCGUGCCAAGCGGACACCCGUUCUCAGAAACUCAGACGAGAACACUGAGCUCCCAGAAUGCACCUCAGGUGCCAUAUUUACCCACCCACCCUCUUUCACACUUUCAGUUGUUUCUCAUGUUCUUUGUUCUUUUACCUUUUGUGAACGAUGCAAAUGUGGAAAUCGGAUCUGGUUUUUAUUUAAUUGUUGGAUGCUGUGGUUUGUACAUAUUUCUGUUUUGUAGUUUUAAUUUAUGUGGGUGAAUUUUUUUUAAAAUUAUUUUACUAAAAGAGUCUUAUUUUAUGGCAAAUAUACUUACCGACCAGAAACUGAUGGGACUGGGGAUUUAUUUUAUUUUAUAUUAAAUACCAAAUGACACAAUGUGCCCUACCAAAGAUAGUGUUGAUGUGCUGUUGACAAAAUGAUGACCUGACGGCCACGUGAGACCAAACAGACAGGAAGCGCAUGUUUGUGAAAGAGAAGAUUGAAUGUGGUGAUGUAGGGACAGGAAA
Molecule: messenger RNA, 1636 nt
Organism: Sinocyclocheilus rhinocerous
Lineage: Eukaryota; Metazoa; Chordata; Actinopteri; Cypriniformes; Cyprinidae
Gene: rassf3
Product: Ras association domain family member 3
Exons: 5
Coding region: 274-1065 (263 amino acids)
Biological process (GO): signal transduction
Cellular component (GO): cytoplasm
Source: RefSeq, a predicted model, not a curated record